Molecule: messenger RNA, 1687 nt
Organism: Xenopus tropicalis (tropical clawed frog)
Lineage: Eukaryota; Metazoa; Chordata; Amphibia; Anura; Pipidae
Gene: trmt5
Product: tRNA methyltransferase 5
Exons: 5
Coding region: 248-1564 (438 amino acids)
Biological process (GO): tRNA methylation; mitochondrial tRNA methylation
Cellular component (GO): mitochondrial matrix; nucleus; cytoplasm
Molecular function (GO): tRNA (guanine(37)-N1)-methyltransferase activity
Source: RefSeq, a predicted model, not a curated record
CAGUAACUUUCUCCUUUUCGCAUUUAAAUGUGUGUCCAUUUCUGCUCAUUCAGUGAGGGGAAAGCGGUGCCCUAUUUACAGGGUGUUUCCGGAUCCGGCCAGCAGCAGAAUUCGGAGAAUAUUGUAUUUUUCUGGGAAUCUACCAAACACCUAUACUGCCAAUGUCCUGAGAAGGCUAGCUUUUAGCUGCUGGCAUACACACCAACUUCCACCAACCAUAUCGGCUACAAGAAGCUGCUUCUCUGCCAUGGCAGAAAUGCAAGAUAGUCACAAUGAAAUGGAGUUGUACUCCCCAAAUCCAGAAGUACGUGGGAUGACUUGUCUAAAUCGGGAUGCUUUCGAUAAAACCAUACACGUUCCAGUAAUCAAAAUAAAGAAAGAAAUAAUAAAUAGACUCAUGAAGUCCCUUAAACACAGACUCAUCCAAAGACCUAGCCUAAAAAGAGUCAUUGAGGAUCCAAAAGAUGAUGUCAACAAACUGGUCUUAUUGGACCCUUAUAAAGUGAAAUCCAUAGAUUCAUUUGAUGAAAGUGAUCAUGUACUUUUUAAACAGUUUGAUGUCAACCCUCAGGUAUCUCAGUAUGAACUGCAGCUCACUUAUGAAAACUUUAAAUGUGAAGAAAUCUUAAGGGCAGUGUUACCUAAAGGCCAAGAUGUUACAUCUGGAUUCAGCAGGGUUGGGCAUAUUGCUCAUAUGAACCUCCGAGACCAUCAGCUUCCAUACAAAAAUGUAAUUGGUCAAGUUAUAUUGGACAAGAAUCCAGGUAUUACCUCUGUCGUAAAUAAAACCAACACAAUUGAUUCAACGUACAGGAAUUUCCAGAUGGAAGUGUUGGCUGGUGAAGAAAACAUGAUAACAAAGGUUAAGGAAAACUAUGUCACUUAUGAAUUUGACUUCUCCAAAGUCUAUUGGAAUCCACGCCUCGGCACAGAGCACAACCGUAUCAUUGGAUUUUUAAAAGCCAGGGAUGUGCUGUUUGAUGUGUUUGCCGGUGUGGGACCUUUUGCUGUUCCUGCUGCCAAAAAAAACUGCACUGUGUAUGCUAAUGACCUGAAUCCAGAAUCCUAUAAAUGGUUACUACAUAACUGCAAGCUUAAUAAAGUAGAAAAAAGGGUCCAGGCAUUUAACACUGAUGGAAGAGACUUUAUAAAGACAACUAUAAAGAAAGAACUACUUAAAUAUGCAGAUAUGCCCUCUGCAGAGGAGAAACCCAGUCUUCAUAUUGCUAUGAAUCUGCCAGCACUAGCUGUGGAAUUUCUUGAUGCCUUCAAAAACCUGCUUGAAGAAGAGCCAUGCAACAGUUUCAUUCUGCCAACUAUACACUGCUACAGCUUCUCAAAAGAUGAUGACCCUCUGCAGGACGUGAAAGCAAGAGCAGAGUCUUUUCUAGGAACAACUUUAGAAGAUUGCUCUAUGCACCUUGUGCGUAAUGUCGCACCAAACAAAGAGAUGGUUUGCAUUAGUUUCAAGCUACCCUCUUCUGUGCUUUUCCAAAGGCUGUCAGACACAGGUGAACCGGAGUCAAAACGGCCUCGAACAGCUGAAGAGAGUAAAGUGGAUUAAAAGGCAUCGGUGCUGCCAUUGUGAAACUAGCAUUUCUUUUGUUUUGAUUUUUAAAAAUGUCACAAUUUUAUUUUGUAUUAAUCAGAUACACAUCCAGUAAAGUAAUUUUUAGCUACAGUCUUA